Pocillopora damicornis (cauliflower coral) is the source of this 907-nucleotide messenger RNA. RefSeq lists its product as uncharacterized. NCBI's taxonomy places the organism in Eukaryota, Metazoa, Cnidaria, Anthozoa, Scleractinia, Pocilloporidae. The record is from RefSeq and is a predicted model, not a curated record. Gene Ontology annotation, molecular function: serine-type endopeptidase activity. Gene Ontology annotation, biological process: proteolysis.
AAAGCUUUUGCAUUCGUCUUUGAACAUCGCAAAAUGAUGUUCUUAGUUUUGUUACUGUUGGGGACGUCUGUUUCAGGACAACUCCAAUGUGGCUUCACACCCAUCCCUCAAUCACGUGUCAUUGGAGGUCAAGAUGCGAAGCCUGGGGCUUGGCCAUGGCAGAUCGCACUACAAAGAUAUGGCAGCUUCAUCUGUGGAGGAUCUCUCAUUUCUGAAAAUUGGGUAGUUACCGCUGCCCAUUGUGUAGCAGGCAGCUCAAAUCCUGCCAAUUACAGAAUAGUUGUUGGUGAUCACAAUCGGAAUGUGAAUGAAGGAACAGAGGAGUCUGUUGGCGCCGCGCAAAUCAUUUCUCACCCUCAAUACAAUAGUCCUGGUAGACUUAACAAUGACAUCGCCCUGAUUAAACUCGCUACGUCUGUGAAGCUCUCUGCCAGGGUGAACCCCGUGUGCCUACCGUCUAGCGACUCAAAUGUACCCACAGGAUCAAAAUGUUACAUUACAGGCUGGGGAAAAAUUAGGCAUCCAGGAGGAUCUCAUCCUAUUUUGCAACAAGCCAUGAUGCCGCCUAUCGAUCCAGCAAAGUGUAGGCAGAAGAUUCAAGCAAGUGGAGUCUCAAUAGCAUUAACUCCACAAAUGUUGUGCGCGGGCGUAGACAAUUCGAUUUUAAGUGGUUGCCAUGGUGAUAGCGGAGGACCGUAUGUGUGCUUGAAUGCGGAUGGGAAGACAUACACCUUGCAUGGUGCAGUCAGCUGGGGUUCUUCCAGAUGCGAUGCUAAACAACUUUUUACUGUGUUUGCCCGAGUGACGCAGUACCGAGCGUGGAUCAAACAGCACACUGGGAUUAGUGGAGGAGGCGGUUCACCAACUCCUCCAGUGGCCCCUGGUAAGUUAGACAACUAAAGAUUAA